CCACAAGUGAGACGUUGAGAUAUUUCGGUUUAAAACCCAAUAUUUUUGCUGCAUUUUCAAGUCUACUCUUCAAUUUGUGAUAUCAGAAAGAUUCCCAAGUUAUUUCUUGGUAUUGCCCAGUAUGCUGUUCCUUGUAAAGGCAGCAUAGUAAGAUUUCCAAGUUAUUUCUUGGUAGUGCGCAAAAUUACCCUUGUUAUCCACAAAAAGGUUGGUGUUCUAUGGUAAAGAUGUACUCGCCAUUGUACUUGCCAUUCCCAAGUUAUUUCUUGAUAGUACGUAAAAUAAUUCUUAUUAUCCACAAAAAGGUUGGUGUCCAAUGGUAAAAGAUGUACUCGUUUCUUAUGACGUCACAAGAUCAUGAGUUGGAAUUCUGGCUAUCACUCCCUAAAAAAACAAAAUCCGGAAGUUUGAACAUGCGCCUAGUUCAUUUGUUCAUUUAGAUGAAUGUAUAAUCAAGUUGUGGAAAUAUGUAGUAAUGACAUGAUCUACUCUGAAAAGAAAGAUUAGUAAUUUUGAAUGAGUGUCAAGUGACAAUUUGACUUGAAAGGAAGAAAUUGAAAUGACAAGAUUGAAUUUUGAUACAAAUAUGGUGUUUAUAAUGUUGUAUUUCCCUUUUCCAACUAAAGAAUCCUCCAAUAAUGUACAGAGCAAUAAAUACUUGAUAUAUGUUUCCAGUGGUAGAGCCAUACAUAUAGCAAUUUCAACAAGCUGAGCUCAGUGUACUUGUGUGUGUAGGUAAUAAAUAUAUAUAUGCUUUUAUUCAUAUAUCUCUUUGAUGCAGGACAUGGAAUUUUGAAUGCCAAGGUAUGUUAACUUUCGCUUCUUCUGAUACUAAUUUUUAAUGUCAUAGGUGGAUAGAGAAAAGCUCAAGGAUGGAAGUGAAAGGAGGAGCCUGCAGGCAGGAUGCAUGGCGGAAUGUGGCUGCUCAACCAAGUCCACAUGCCAAGGACCUCCACCAAGGCAGUAACCGAGAGGAGAAUGGUCCGCCUUCCAGGACAAGAGCCAAGAUUAAGAGAAAACACCGCGACACACCACUUGAUGAUUCUGAUUCCUCCAAAACUAAACAGGGGAAAGAAAAAACAAAUCAAGAAAACCAGUCAUCAGCAAGUAGAGGUCAACCAUUUUCUGCUGAAAUUUUGCCGGAAAAGCAUACACUAGAACUGAUUCUUGAUGUGCUGCAGAGGCAAGUUUUCUCCUACUUUUUUCUCCAGUAAAGCUCAGGUGCUUACCACUAGUUAAAACAUGAACAUGAACUACAUUUAGAUGUUAAAAGAAACAUCUGAAUGAUGGUUUCAUAAUCAUUCGAAAUAUUUGUUCUUUAAUUCUAUAUUCUAUAUGAUAUUAGGAGAGAUACAUACGAAAUAUUUGCAGAACCAGUUGACCCUGAAAAGGUUGGAGAUUACCACAAAAUCAUUAAAGAACCCAUGGACUUCGGCACAAUGAGGGCUAAACUACAUGAAGGAAUGUAUGCAACAUUUGAACAAUUUGAGCAUGAUGUAUUUUUGAUAUCUGGGAAUGCAAUGUGUUAUAAUUCUCCAGGAACCACAUAUUACAGACAGGUAAGUUUACAAUCAGCUCCCUCAAAAUAAUUGGAAAUACGUAUCCAGUUUAUGUGUUAAGUUAUCAAUUCUCCUUAAACUAGAAGGUGCUAGGAGGACUUUUUAGGAUUUUAUAUUGUAUCUUAUGAUUUAAGCUGUGGAAAAUAUAGUGUCUGAUAAUGUACAGGGUCGUGCUAUGGAUGAAUUAGCACAGAAGGUUUUCAAUGUUCUGAAGACUGAUCCUGAAAACUUUGAAUCUGAAUUCUCGGGUACAAGGAGAAGAUCUGGAAGGAGGUGUCAGGGCAAAACAAAGGACUGUGCCUUCAGCUCAAAUGCUAGAACUAGUACAAAUUUCAGAACUGGCGGUGUGACAAGUGACGUCUCCUCCAAGGAAAAACGAAGCCAUUCAUCAACUUCCAGGAGAAAACUGCGAGGCAUCCCUUUAGCUGGUAGGACAGGAGCUCGCUGUGAUCAGUAUGAUUCAUUCUCAGGUGCUCGAGAUGAUACUGGAUCUCUUCUUGAUAUACCAGAUAGGCGCAGCACAUGUACUCCUGAGAUGCUCUUUUCCAAUACUAGUGAGUCGAGACUUGCACACUUUAAUGCUGAUCCCAGACCAUUUCUGCUUGUGGAUCAGAACGAUAUUAGCUACAAUAAAAGCUUAAUGUUGUUUGUUAAAGAUUUAGGACGGACAGCACAAAUGGUGGCCAGACAGAAGCUAAAAGGCACUCAAAACAAUGUUGGUCAGAUUCAGGACGCUGCCCUGAGUGGCUGGGAAACCGACAUCAUGACUGAUACAUACUCUGAAAAAAAAGUAGUUGACCUGAUCCUUAAGGAAAAUCACACUGUCAGAAACCCCAGAUCUGACAUUGUAAAAGACAAGUGGACUGAUGCUGAUCAUGAUGGAAAAGAGAGAUGCUUUAACAAAAUUGGAGUGCCUCGUGAUAAAAUCUCCGGUCCUAACCUUAACGAGAGACCAAUGGAUGAGGGUAAUUCAAAUGCAAGUGAAAAAUCAAGUAAGAGGCGAAGGAAAAAGAACCAUUGCACUAACAAACCUCUGGAUCCGGGAUCAGAAAGCUUUCCAUCAACUUUUGGGAUGGUAACUAACAAGAGUAGCAGUUCAAAUAAGUGGCAAUUGGCUGACAGUAUGCGCACUAUCAGGAAACAUGCAUCCAAGUCCACGGCAACAUCAAAUACUCAAGUGCCUCGCUUACAAGAUUUAGAGAGCUGUCACUCUAAAUCUAACACAAAAGACAAGACAAUUACAACUGUCGGGACGACAUCAUCUCCAUGGAGCACAGGGCUUACAAGUUUUAGUAGCCAGUUGAGUUCCAAGUAUCAAGGCACAAUAAAUCCAGCAGACAAAAAUCACGAUCCAAGUGACAAGGGAGGCGGGGUAACAAUGAUCAGUAGCAGCAGUAAACCUGGAAUAUCAACAGGAUCAUCCUCCACCAGGUUCACAUUUGACAUUCCAUUCCUACAAUCACAACUGAAUCAGAUGAAAGUCAUGGGACAGGACAAAGACAGAUCAGAAGUGCAACGAGGAUUAUUAACACAACCAAACUCAUUAUCAGCACAAGCAAUUCAGAAACACGGAGUUUUGUGUGAUCCAAAGGGUGGUUACAUUAAGGUGCCUGUUCACUUUGCUGACCAGCCAAGCUCCUUAUCAGCAGCUCAGUCAUUCUUCCAUAUCCAGAAAGAGCCGCAGUCAGCUCUGCGUUCACUUUCGCUUGUUAACAGCGCCAGUGCUGCUACUUUUUCUACUGCUUCUGCUGCUGAUGACACCAAACUCACACUUAAACUGUGACAACCUAUAGCUAAGGAAGUGAUCUGAUAUGGCUGAGAUGGUCCUGUCCAAAGCUUGUUUAGUCAGAGUUGAGUUAAUGUAACUACUCAUUUGUAGUACAUGAUUGCUUUUCGUAUAUUGUUGUCUAAUAUCAAGGAAACAUGGCAAGUCAGUCAGGUACUAGGAUGUAUACAAAAUUUUCUUUUGAGUGGGCUGUAAAAUCGUCAAAAUCUUAUUUGUAUAACUCAAAAUGGAGUCGAAAUAAAAUCA
This is a messenger RNA of Daucus carota subsp. sativus, 3591 nucleotides long. RefSeq lists its product as uncharacterized. The transcript is spliced from 7 exons. Lineage: Eukaryota; Viridiplantae; Streptophyta; Magnoliopsida; Apiales; Apiaceae. Bases 1735 to 3342 code for a protein of 535 amino acids. The record is from RefSeq and is a predicted model, not a curated record.